Molecule: messenger RNA, 4356 nt
Organism: Ambispora leptoticha
Lineage: Eukaryota; Fungi; Glomeromycota; Glomeromycetes; Archaeosporales; Ambisporaceae
Source: the annotation of a GenBank genome assembly
AUGGAUGAUUUAUUUAAUGAAUCUCAUUUUUUGCGAUUUUCAUCCGGUGGAAGAACAAAUAUUUAUGGGUUAUCAGUAGUGGAAACUCCUUUGUCUGGUAAAAUACCUGCAAGUCCAGAUUUUCCAUCAGGUAUUUUACAGUCGAUGCCUAACGAUAAUAUUGAUGAUCAUCAUCAGCAUAUGCCUACAUCUUCUAAUGAUAUUAAAUACAAGCAUGUAUUUGCCAGUUCUUUUUACGGGAUCACAUGUUUUGUGUCCGCGGCUGGAUAUUGGAAUACUAUCGAGUUGCAAUUAGAUAAAGAUAUUGGUGAGAUUGUUUCAAUGGAUUCUUUUUACAGUGAUAAAAUAGGGCUAGUGUUGGCUUUUACUACUGUUCAUGUCCUAAAUAGUCCCAAAAAUACUACUGAAGUCGAAGGGCAACAUCAAUUUAUGCUUCGUAUCUAUUUUCUCAAUGAUCUAGGAUCGGUGUUGUGUAUGGAAGACGCGCUAUUUAAAUUAACUGAAAAAUGCCAAAAAAUUCAACUAACCUUUACACCGAUGCAAUUGACCCACACGAUAAUACGCAAGGCCUACAACAACAACAAUAAUAGCACAUCGGAGCUUUGUUUGCUUUUGUGUGGUACAGAUGGCGGAGUUCAUUUGUAUACAUUUAAUUUUAAAAAUCAAAAAUGGGAAGAAGAAGCUGUACAGCCUUACUUCCCAUUUCUUUCGGAGGUGGCUGAUUCGAAAUCAAACAUUUUGUCACUAGUAAUAUUUGAUUUCGGUAUAAAGAAAAUAAUCGCAGCAGGAUGUCAGAAUGGAAUUUUACAUUUAGCAAUCUUACAAAAAGACUCAAAUGUCAAUAACAGUGAAGGUGGAGAAAAAGAAGGAAAUUUUAUACAACUUGAAGAAUCACAAUUUGCCCCAUUAUUCAGUCCAAUCACCUCAAUCUCAAUAUUCACCACAUCAACAAGCAAACAAGACCCUGGCGAUGUUCACAUGCUAGUCACAUGUGCCGUAGAACAAGUAUUAAUCUAUCGGUUUGUUGACAGUCGAGGCAUAAAGUACCCGGUACAGCUGAAAGAAUGCACUCAAUAUGAUAGUGUGCUUUGUUCGCAUGUGAUGGAUGUCGAUUGGGAUGGAAGAAAUGAGAUUUUGGUGGGUACUUAUGGACGAGAAAUGUUAAUAUAUAAACAAGAAGAAAACGAUAACGACCCCACUUUUCAAUUAAUAUGGCGACGAUCAUUUGCUCAUCCCAUUUAUCGAAUUGAUCAUUUGGAUUUGAAUCAAGAUGGACUUGAAGAACUUGUUGUAACUUCUCAAUACGGAAUACACGUAUUUCAGCCAAAUUUGCAUAAAGCCAAAGAAUUACUGAAUCAGAUGUUUGAAGAAUUGGAUCACUUAAGAAUUGCUUAUAUCAACGCGAUAUCAACCGUGAAGAUACCGUCUUCUUCCUAUAAAAUAAAGCUUGCAGCGAUAAAACUUUCAUUCAUACCAGAAAAUUUACAUUUUCGUCCAUCGCACGCAACCACAUGUUUGCAUCGAGCAUUCCGAAACUUGAACAAUGCUCGAGUUUCCUUAUACAAGAGCAAUUCCAAUAGCCUCAAUAGACCUAUAAAACCUCAAAUUCGUUUUAACACAACGAUAACAACAGGCACCUGCUCUAAUUCAGAUCAAGAACCAAAUAAAGAUCCUAAAUGGCUCAACUUGUCUUUUUACACUUUUAAUCCUAUUGAAGAUGCACGUUUAGGUUCUCUCCAUCAAACAAUGUUAAAAAAUUUCAAAGAUCUUGGGAUUUUAGGUAGGAUCUAUAUCUCUACUGAGGGGAUCAAUGCUCAACUAUCAUGUCCCAGUGAAAAGAUUAACGCGUUAAGAAAGUAUUGUGACGAGGAAAUUCCAAAAUUCUUUGGAAAGGUUGAUGAGCGGAUAGAUGAUGGGAUCGGAGAAUUUAACUAUUCGACGGUACAUGGAGAUCGAGCAUCUUUUCUGAAAUUGAUUGUGCGGAUAAGGAAUCAGAUUGUCGUCGAUGGUCUUAAACCCGGGUCCUAUGAUAUUAAAAAACAACCAAAACAUUUGUCUGCGCAGGAAUGGCAUCAUGCACUCUCUAAUACUGAUAUAAAGCCUAUAGUAAUAGAUAUGCGGAAUCACUACGAAUCCGAGGUCGGUCAUUUUGAAGAUUCGAUACGUCCUGAUGUAGAUACUUUUCGUGAUAGCAUUAAAGCGAUGAAUGAGAUUUGCCAAGGGAAACAAGACGAAGAGAUUUUCAUGUACUGUACAGGUGGUAUACGCUGUUCUAAAGCUGGCGCAAUUCUACGCUCAAAUGGCUUCAAAUUCGUAAAUGUGCUAAAAGGUGGUGUAACAGCAUACGGAAGAUUUGUUGCCGCCAAUCCAUUCAUCAAAUCACUAUAUAAAGGACGAAACUUUACAUUCGAUAAGCGGCUCGGUGAACCAAUAACUGACGAUAUUGUGUCGCAGUGUCACACAUGUGAUUGUAAAAUAAGAACAAAGCAUACCUGUGGUAAUAGGACUUGUUUUGAGAUGGUUGACACUUGGGACAAGAUGUUGCAAGAGAAAAAUAGCAGUGAUGAGUCAUCUACAAUACUGAUACCAAAUAAUAGUUUUCCAACAACUGCGACUUCAACUUCUGUUAUCCCAGCUCAUGAUGAUGUAAAGCCAGGAAUUAGUUGUUGGUAUGAUCAUGCACAUCGUGUGCGUCCUAAAUUGGUAAUUGAACGGCUAGGAGAUCCAUUUUCUAGCGCAUUUGGUGGAAAGGCGCCAACACCAAGAUCUAGUCCUCUUGGUGAUCCGUUUGUUCGACCAAGGCAAUCGGUGUUUGAAGGUCAGCCUCAGCCACCACCCUCACAACAACCUCCUUCACAAGAAAGCAACAUUAAUGAUAGUAACAGUGCUCUUCCUAGUAGAUCUUCGUUACCAGAAAAUACACAGAGAACCAUUUAUCGAGUUCCAGAACGUAGUAAUAUGCAAAAACUUCAAUAUGGUGAAGGAUCAUCAUUGACGCCCGUCAACUUUCAAAAUAGUAAUCGAGAAAUUUAUAGAGGAAAUAAUCCUAACCAGACGUCGUUUCCUACAAGUAGCGACGGAUCCACCGGUCUUUCUACCCCUCGAUAUAAAAUAUGGACUCCAGAAGAAAAAGAUCUAUUGGUUGAGGCUGUAAAAAAAGAAGGUUCUGAUGAUAAAUGGGAUUUAAUAUCACAAAAUUAUUUCAAAUCUUCUAGAAGUCCUAGGGCUUGUAUGAUGGCAUGGGAUAGGUUUCUUCAAGGAAAGUUGAACCCUUCUGGACAACGACCCGAUAAUAGUAACUAUCCAAAUCCGGGGCAACGAAUUAACAUUAUGCCACCAAAUUCUGGUCCAAUGCCAUUGCGAUAUAGCAACGAUAUGCCGAAUUCUGCUAUACCGAGAUAUAACAAUACGACAAGACGUGUCUGGACUAAUGAAGAAAUCGACACACUGUUUAAAGGUGUAGAGAAAUAUGGAGAAAAUUUCGAAUUGAUUUCUUCUGAGAUGUUCCAUGGUUUAAGGACUGAAAACGCAUGUAGAAUAAAAUAUGAGAAUACAGUAGCAAAUCGGAAGACAGUAACAGCAAAUACAAGUGAGCCGUUGGAUAUACGCAUCGGUGAAUUACUCGACAAAGAAUGGUAUCAGAUAAACGAUACACUCGGAAAACAAGCCGAUAAAGUACAAAUUAUAUAUGAAACGCCUUCUUCACCUUCAAGCAACGCAUGGACAAAAGAAGAGAACGAUAUACUUUUUAAAUCAGUAAAGGAAUUCGGCGAUGAUUGGACCAAGACACUAGAACGGUUGCCGGGACGAACAUUAACAGCUGCAAAAAAUCGUUACGGUGAUAUAGUUUGGACAUUAGAAGAAAUCACCGCAUUCGAAGAAGCCUAUGCAAAAUACGGCGAAGAUUGGGCAAAAAUAGCUAAGGAAGUCCCCACAAAAACUUCUGGACAGUGUUGGUCAUACUGGCUUCGAUCUACUGGUAAAGAUUUAUUACCAAAAAAUAAGGAAUUGGAGGAUAAAUCAGGCAUUUUAGAGAGUCCUUAUCGAGCAUACAUAUCAAUUCAAUUUCUCGAAGAGCCGCCUCUGGAGAUGCAAUUUAUUCGACGCCAGAAAUGGGAAAUUUUUACUCGAGAAACAGAUACAAUCGUUUCUCCUAAAUUGAAUAAUCCAGCCGUAUCUAUCGAGGAGGAAGGAGAGUCCAAAGAAAAUGAUCAAAGCGUAAUAUAUGUAGGUCAAGAAAAUGUUGAUGAUAAAUCUAUAAAUGAAAAUCAGACACAUACUGAAUCGGAAAAUGUAUAUGAAGAGACUUUAGAGCCAAUUGAAGAAUAUGAUAGGGACUUUAGAAGGGAAGAAUGA